Molecule: messenger RNA, 1495 nt
Organism: Seriola dumerili (greater amberjack)
Lineage: Eukaryota; Metazoa; Chordata; Actinopteri; Carangiformes; Carangidae
Gene: fgfbp3
Product: fibroblast growth factor binding protein 3
Exons: 3
Coding region: 72-794 (240 amino acids)
Biological process (GO): cell-cell signaling
Molecular function (GO): growth factor binding
Source: RefSeq, a predicted model, not a curated record
UCUUUUAUCCAAGUGUUUGUGGCCCCCACAUUUCCACAGCGACUCAGAGCUGCGGAGCGUCACAUGCCAACAUGAGCGUCCUUCCAUGCAGCUUCCUCUUCCUCCUCCUCCUCUGCCUCCCCGUCCUCCCCGAGGCCAAGCGGCAGCCGGGUCAGGGGAAACCCGACAAACCCCGCCAGCCUCCGUCUUCACCGCCGCCGGCCAAGAGACCCAGAAAUCGCUCAGUGCCCGGCUCUGGAGAGCUGAGCACCAAGGAGGGGCAUCGCUGCGUCUGGCAGACGUCUGGCGAGGGCCUGGUGAGCCUGCUGGUCAAUUGUAGCACUGAAACGCUGGGAGACCCGCAGAGGUAUUGGUGUCGUUACGCCGGUAAGCCGGACCUGUGCCAGGCUUACGGGGUGAAGUCCAGCCAGUACUGGAAGCAGCUGGUUGGAAAGCUGAAGAAGAGGCAGAACGCCUGCGAGGGCGAGAAAGUCCUGAAGGCCAAAACCUGCAAGAAGGCGCCGGCCGAGGCGCACAUGAAGCUCGCCACGCGCAGCGGCGAGGAGGACAGGAAGGGAGGAAAGGAGGGAGGGAAGAAGAAAGGAGCGCCGGCCGGUAAGAGCUCAGAGGGAGGGAAGGCGGAGAGGAGGAAGAAGAAGGAGGAAGAGGAGGAGGAAGAGGAGAAGAAGAGGAGGGAGGAGAGGACUGGGUUUGAGGAGGAGGGAGUGAUGAACGACAUGGAUCCGGUGCAGAGUUACUGCAGUGAGGGGUGGCACUCCGUCUGCUCCUUCUUUGUCAAGUUUUUUGAGGGUUGAUGGGAAAUUAUGACGCAGAGGCGAAGCUAAUUUUUUGAUACAAAAGUUCAACAAUCUGAAAACAAUCAAAAUAAAUACGUUUCAAUCAAACUGGAAGCUCCAGGAAACUCGUUUAUGAAAACACUUUUCAUUUUAUUUUCAACUUUGAGCUUUUUUGAAUCAAAUUUAGAUAAAAACUUUAAUAAACGACGGACUUUUAACAAACGAGGUUUACAAAUUCACGGUGGAACAAUAAUUAAAAUUCGUCAGUCUGAACGAUAUAAAAACCUUGAAUCAAACCCAUUAAUCUGCUGAUGUAAUGAAUCCAGUUGUAUCUGAGCUCAGUGUUUUAGCUUCGGGACGAGUCGUGUCGUGUAAAAGUUUGUCGUAGAUUUUUUCUGUAGAAACGUUGAAUAAGAUGAAACUGAACAGUUGAGUUGUGUAACGUUGUAACUGACUAACGAUCAAUAAAAAACAAUGUCUUGUUGGAAAACAAUCAGUCGCUGAUCAUCAGUGAUGAUGAUGAUGAUGAUGAUGAUGGUAGAAUCACUAGAUGAGUAGGUGUUGUUUAUUCGUAUUUUUGUGAUGUGCAACUAAUAUUUUCUAUAAACUUUGUAUAAAAAAAGAAAAAAGAAAAAUAAAACGAUCUGGUUUGAUGUUUGAUUUGUGGCAGUUUAGACCUCAGUGACGUUUUUUAUAUUUUCUGAAGACACGUGUUAACA